Penicillium cinerascens is the source of this 1015-nucleotide messenger RNA. RefSeq names its product transporter YIP1. Gene Ontology annotation, cellular component: trans-Golgi network. The record is from RefSeq and is a predicted model, not a curated record. Gene Ontology annotation, biological process: endoplasmic reticulum to Golgi vesicle-mediated transport; vesicle fusion with Golgi apparatus. Bases 65 to 1015 code for a protein of 316 amino acids. The transcript has 2 exons. Lineage: Eukaryota; Fungi; Ascomycota; Eurotiomycetes; Eurotiales; Aspergillaceae.
CGCAAACCCCACGUUUCUGCACCAGACGAGACAACCACGCUCAUUACCUCGCCGCCCAUCGACAAUGGCCCAAUAUUACCCUCAACAGCAGCAACAGGGCUACGGGCCCCAAGCCGGUGCCCAGAAUCUCCAGUUCUUCCCCUCGUCCUACGCCUCAGUAUCCGGCCACACAACCCCUUCACAAGCAUCUUAUGGCGCCGGCUUCGGUGGCGCUCCCAAUUCUUCUACGCAGGCCUACCCCGGCGGUGGCUAUGGCGGAUUCGGGUCUCCCGCUGGUGGUGUGAGCGGGCGCAUGGGUGAACAAGGCGGAUUGCGGACGGGUUGGUUGGCCGCGUUUGGCACAGAGGGCUAUGAUGGCGAGCCUCCUUUAUUGGAGGAAUUAGGUGUCAAUUUUGAACAUAUUCGGACUAAGACUUUGACGGUCCUCAACCCCUUCGCCUCCAUUGACAACCACCUUAUGGACGAUAGCGACCUCUAUGGCGCACUACUCUAUAUCGUUUUGUACGGCACGUUCCUCCUUCUAUCAGGAAAGGUCUUCUACGGAUAUAUCUACGGCGUUGCCGUCUUCGGCACCGUUGCCCUGCACCUGAUUCUGAGUCUCAUGUCUCCCGCGCUCGACACCGCUCCUGCCCCAAACGCCGCCGACCCAACCAACUACAACCCUCACCACAAGCCCUCCCUGUCCAGCGCCUCGGCCGCAGGUCACUUCUCUGCCACCCUCACUUUCCCGCGCUCCGCUAGUGUCUUGGGCUACUGCUUUUUGCCGCUCGUGCUGACCGCUCUCAUUGGUAUUCUCCUCCCCAUGGAUACCCUGUUUGGCUACCUUUUGACUACUGCGGCGGUUGGCUGGUGCACGUACAGCUCGUCGGGGAUGUUCUGUUCAGUGGCGCGCAUGAGCGGCAUGAGGGGCCUGGUUGCUUAUCCGCUGGCUUUGUUUUACGUGGUCUUUGGCAUUAUGGGUAUCUUUUCUUCUCGGGGCACGGGGACACUUGCGGUCAAGACUGGCGCUGCUUAA